This is a messenger RNA of Ascochyta rabiei, 2352 nucleotides long. RefSeq lists its product as uncharacterized. The record is from RefSeq and is a predicted model, not a curated record. The transcript has 2 exons. Gene Ontology annotation, molecular function: zinc ion binding; DNA-binding transcription factor activity, RNA polymerase II-specific. The coding region runs from base 1 to 2352 and encodes 783 amino acids. Lineage: Eukaryota; Fungi; Ascomycota; Dothideomycetes; Pleosporales; Didymellaceae. Gene Ontology annotation, biological process: regulation of DNA-templated transcription.
AUGGCGGACGUUGCCCCACCAAACAAGCCCAAGGUUACUCUCGAUUUCAACCUGCCUCACGGCACGGAUGUCGAGGAAGACACACAGGUCACACCGGUGCCAAUGUAUGCAGCCUAUGAUUCAGGGCCUUUUGACACUCUGAGAGACCACCAUGGUUCGACGACUGAUCUUCAUGGCAUCAGCGAUCGCCAGGACCACAUCAAAACGAGUUCGCAGGACGGGAACGAAGAUGACAUGAAUUAUCGGCAGUUCUCCCCUGGCUUUUCUGAUGACGACGGUGGUCAAGAAGCGUUUGAUCGUUCAUGGCACAGUCACCAGGCCGAGAAGCGAGCCACGAAAGCUGUGAAAGGCAAGAAGUCACCAAGACGCUCCGACGCCGAGGAUGAUUCUGAAUCAAGUGUUCCAGCGAAAAAGCCACGUCAGUCGUUGUUUGGUGAACUCACGGAAGAACUGCGCGAAGAGAAGCAAGUCAGCAACCCUUUUGCGCCUGCGACACCGGAACAUGGUAUCGGCAAUCGCAUGUCCAGCCUCAGCCUUGACCAACAAAUGGGCGAUGAUGGCGACAUCAACAGGUCCAUCACUACAGGCUUUGGUUUUGCAUGCUCUGACAUAGGGAGUGUUCGGGAUUCUCCAGUCCCAUCAGAUGAAGAUUUUCACAUCCCUCCAGACGAUGUGGUCCCCUACCAGUUACGCCAGAACAUUGACCGGAAAAAAGCUUUCACAUAUAUGGACAAUGACAAGUCUGGAAACUGGGAUCCGGAGCAGGAGGCGAAAGUAGGAGCAGCGAAGCGAGCAAAGAAAGAAAAGAGGAAGAAGAAGGGCGAAAGCCCAGGACACAAGAACUACACCAUGAAGUGCAUCGUCAAACUCCCGUUCGAAGCUUUUGGUAAUGUGCGCAACGCCACCAACGAGGAGCAACACUGGCCAGAAGACUGGUCUGAAAUCGAUUCAGAGCAAGAGCGCGAACUCGGCGAGUAUUGGGAGGCGCAUCGAAUCAAUACACCCGACUGCAAACUACAACUGCUUCUGGAGGAUCCCGCUGCUGAGAUUGAUGAUCUCACCGGAAAUCCUGCAGCCCGAGGUUGCAAGGAAUGCCGCAAACUUGUUCAACCUUGCUCAAUGAUCAAAGGCGGUGAAUACCCGUGUGUAGAGUGCGUCGAGGAUGGCAACGAAUGCCAUCCAAUCCAGAAGCCUACCAUCAAGGGCCGGUGCAAGCAGUGUGACCAUACAGAGAUAGAGUCUUGCUCGUUUGAAGAUAAUCCUUCACAAGCAAUCUGCGAUCACUGUGCCGACAACGACUAUGUCUGCGAAGCACUCCCUCUUCCUGGCUAUAAAGCUCAGCGUGUCGAUCUCGACAAGAUCGUCUAUGGCCCAGGCCGACCUUACACGGCCUGCACGGCCUGCCGUUUGCAUAAAAAGCGAUGCAGUCUCAAGGGGAAAGAGGACAAACCGCCAUGCAAGUACUGCAAGAAGAACAAUCUCGGCUGCAAGUUCACCGAGCUACCCACAUACAGUGCUGAGAAGCAAACGAUGAAGAAAAAGAGUUUGCCAGAGAUUAUGCCAGAAGUCGCGAAUCCGAAAUCUGGUUUUUUCACACCUGAAGAUCUAUCAAAGAUGCAUCAACGGAAUGACGUCGUGAUCUCCCACGUACCAUCACUGGAUUUGGAGAUGACUGACGCAGAAGGCAACACAGGCAUGCUCACCACGAUCAACACCUCCUUCGCGCACCCCAUCAGAUUCCAUGUCGAAGGAUCAGCCAGCUCAGACUGCAACUUCUGCGGGCUCCCUGUCUUCGGUAUGGUGGGUUACUACGAGAGAGAAGUCCAUGUUGUUCGUUGGAAUUCAGGCCUUGGCUACACAGAAGUUGGCGGCGGUCACUGUCAGAAUGAGGGGGAGACAGUCAUGUGCUAUGAAUGCACGCAACGCAGACUGCAAAUCAUAAUAUGUCCACGCCAUCGCUUCGAACGCUUGGCCGAUGCAGACAUGGAUUACGAUACUCUCACCGACGAGCUUGCUGGGGCAGAACCUGGGGGAGCCGACAUGCAGUAUCAGCUCCAAAGGUGGUGUUCGAUGUGCUUUUCACCGGCAUCAUGGGGAUGCAAGACUGUACAGACGACGCUGCACGGAGCGAAAGAGGUCGAUAUCGAAGGAUGUCAUCUAAGGCUUUGCGUUGCUUGCCAAGAGGCGCUACGCGUUGAAUUCGAAGAUGAUUUCGAUCGAAUGGCUACUGAGAUGGACGAACGGCCGAAGAUCAGCGAGGCCGACGAGAUCCUUAGGGUUGAGAUUAAGGGAAGGCCGCGAGCAGACGUUGGCUUCCUCACGCAGGGUGGAUUGCUACUGGUAUCGGCUUGA